UUGACUGCUGCACCAAGUGGAGGUGGUCCUGCUUGACGCGACGAAGUGGUUUCCGCGGUCCACGCGUCCACGAGUCGAGGAGCACGCAGUCUUCACGCGGAGCGCGUGGUUGGUGUUGCUUAUUUUUCCGCGCUCCUUUCGUCCGUCCUUUCGGGUCCGUCCGCCUAUCCUUUUUCGGAUUUUUAUUUUAUUUUUCCCCCGGGCGCGCAAAAGAGAGCGAAAAUUAAUUUUAUUUUUGAAGAGUGUGAAGCGGAGGGAUUAAAUUAUCCCCUUUCCCUGUUAACACUGACCACAACUUUGCAAGAAUGUUACUGCCGUUUUUUCUCAUCGCUUUUUUCUUCGGAGGAAGUCAUGCGCUUGCUAUUGGCCAGGAGGAAAUUGAAAAUGAUGAAUUUGCGCGUCACUAUAAUUCAAGAUACUCAGUCUACGAUGAACCGUACAAUAUUGAGUUCAAGUAUCACAAUUAUGAACAAAUGAGUCGAUUUCUUCGAACUACGUCUCUUCGCUUUCAGAAUCUGACUGCCCUCUACUCGAUAGGAAAAUCAGUCAAAGGUCGUGAUCUCUGGGUGAUGGUCGUUUCCUCCUCGCCUUACGAACACAUGAUCGGCAAACCCGACGUGAAGUACGUGGCUAACAUACACGGAAACGAGGCUGUGGGCCGGGAGCUGAUGUUGCAUCUCAUUCACUUAUUCGUCACAAAAUAUGGGACUGAUUCCUAUAUCACCUGGUUGUUAGAUAACACCAGGAUCCACAUACUGCCGUCUAUGAACCCGGAUGGUUUCGAAGUUUCAAAAGAAGGAUAUUGUGACGGUUCACAAGGAAGAUAUAAUGCACGAGGAUUCGAUUUGAAUCGCAACUUCCCCGAUUAUUUCAAACAGAACAACAAGAAGAGUCAACCGGAAACGGAAGCGGUUAAAGAAUGGGUUUCCAAGAUACAAUUUGUACUCUCGGGAAGUCUCCACGGCGGUGCCCUCGUUGCAAGCUACCCAUUCGACAACACCCCGAAUUCACUGUUUCAGAGUUACGCUUCGACGCCCAGCGUUGCCCCAGACGACGAUGUCUUCCGCCAUUUGUCUUUGACGUACUCGCAAAAUCACGGCACCAUGUUUAAAGGGAAGGCUUGUUCUCAAUCUCAACCUGGUUUCAAGAAUGGUAUUACCAACGGAGCUGAAUGGUAUCCCCUCACAGGAGGGAUGCAGGACUUCAAUUAUGUUUGGAACGGCUGCAUGGAGAUAACACUCGAGAUAUCUUGCUGCAAAUAUCCGCCUGCUGAAGAUCUUCCUCGCUACUGGGAGGAAAAUCGCGGUUCACUCAUUAAAUUUUUGGCCGAAGCACACAGAGGUGUCCAUGGUUUCGCAAAUGAUGAGAACGGCAAUCCUAUUGAAAGAGCAUCGGUUAAAAUCAAGGGUCGUGAUAUUAGUUUUCUGACAACAAAGUACGGUGAAUUCUGGAGGGUUUUGCUACCUGGACUCUAUAAAAUGGAGGUUUACGCUAAUGGAUACGCUCCUCGGGAUGUCGAAUUUAUGGUUAUUGAACAGCACCCGACUCUCCUCAAUGUCACUCUCUAUGCAACCAAGAGGCAGGAGGAUAACGGGGAAAUUGGCGGUCCAGGAUUCGCCGGGAAUGUACCGGUGCGAUAUCCUCAUCGCGACUACAGUCUUCAUCUUCGACCGAGUUCCGGUGCCAAUACAGCCUCUGACCCUAACAAAGGGAUUUUCUCAUCAAUUAGCAACGGCUUCAAUUCAUUUGUCAGCAACAUCUUCGGCUGAUCUUCCGCCUAUCGACCCACAGUUGGUCGUUUCGUUGCGCUUUUCAUCAUCGUCGUCUUAUCACGCUCCCUCAGAAUGCGAAGAUACGCUUGGGCGUCGGUCGUUCUCUAGAAUCACUGUAAAAAAGAAAGUUCCAUUUUAGCGCUAAUUUCAGGUGUUAAAAUAAGACUCGGAUAAAACAGUCUCGGGUGGUACUAAAUUGAUUAACUUCAGGAAAAAUUAUAUUCUUUACGUAUUAAUCAAAAAACGAUAAUGCGGCUUAAUUAGCAUCAUCACGUCAAUAUUGGACGCUGCCAUUCGUGAAGAAUUGUACUUUUUAUCUAAAAAAAAACGAGUAGGUAAAACAGUUUUCCACAUUGCUUUUUGGUUUCGUGUCGGAAAAAGAUGUUAUGCUUUUUGGCGGACCUUUCCUCUUGUCAUGAUGCUAAUUGAGGCAAAGUUUCUUAUUUUCAGUUUUACAUAAAAAAUGAAAAUUUUUUCGGGAAAAAUUACCUUUAGCCAUAAUACUUUCUCUAUUUGGUCUCAGUAUCUGAAGUACAAUUUCCCGCCGAUUUUCAAGGUCAUUAACAGAAAAUGGUAGUCUAUGGCAUAACGAAUGACCUACCAUCUAACACAUUUAUUUUCCACGUUCUGAUUUUUAUAUUAAAAGAUAUCUGACUGAAAUUUUGGAAAAAGAGACAAAAUCUAUCAGGACAUCGCUCUCUGGCCCAUUUGAAUUUUUUACUUUGUUCAAAUAAUGUUUUAUUAACUUGUAACUUAUAAUCUAAGUUGAAACAGUUUUACAGCUCUUGUUAAUUUUAAAUGAGGGUGUUGAAGCCCUGGCCCCACUUACUUUCUUAAUUCUAAAUUAAAAAAAUUGCAAUAUUUAAACGACUUAAAAAUUCAAAAAAGGCCGGAAGGCCCGGACGGUUUUUCUGUCGCCUCUCAACAUUUCGCUGCCCUUAAAAUCAGACCACACUUGGUAAUUCCGGGUUAUUUUUUGCAUUAAAAAUAACAGAAUGAAGUUAUUCAAUUUCGAAACAGGACGCCUUGACUCUUAUUAUUAAAUAAAUGAUACCUGAAAAGGAUAAUACCGUAAAAAAAGGGAAUUCUAGUUUUUACAGUGAUCUGUAUAGACAGCUUCGAAGAGUUCAAACAAGUACGGGUUCCCAGGCGGAAAUGAAAUCGACAAGAGGAAGUCCGGAUCCUUUCAGGUUUGCAAAUCUAGACUGAUAUCGAUCGAGCUGUCAAUGAUAGCUGCGCUAUAGAAUAAAUAACCGUAACCGGUCCCGAAAGGAUCCACUUGACCUCUUUUUUCGAUCUAAUAGAUGGCAAUGUGCUGCAGCAAGGCAAUAAAAUAAACGAUUCAGAACCGGUCUCUUCGACUCAGCUUACGAUGAGAAAGUCUUGUAUUUUUUUUAACUUGAAUUGUACAGUAUUAUAAUUUUAAUAUAUUUAAAAAAUAAUAAUUUAUUACACUAACAGGAAGAUGACGCCAAAAAAAUGAAUCGAUACGUCAAUGUUAAAAUAAUAUCUUGGAGUGUAUGUCUGAAAUGACACUGUGUUUGUUCUGAAAUCAUGAAAUUCUCUGGAUUAAUGCAAUUCUCUUAAUUCUUUUUAAUUCUCUGAAUUUCCUGAAUUCUUGGAAUUGUCAAAAUUCUUGAAAUUCUGCGAAUUAUUAGAAUUCUUUGAAUUCUACGAAUUAUUAGAAUUCUACGAAUUCACUGAAUUUAUGAGAUUUCAUGAGAUUCUUGGAGUUCUCUGAAUUCCUGAAAUUUUGAGAAUUAAUGUGGUUCUUUAAAUCCUACGAAUUUUUGAAAUUUACUGAAUUUACGGUAUUCUCUAAAUUCUUAAAAUUCUGGUAAUUAUUGAAAUUUUCAAAAUUCUUUGAAUUCUCGGAAUUCUUGAAAUUCAGAGAAUGAUUGGAGUUCUGUAAAUGCUCUAAUUCUUGGAUUUCUCAGCAUUCCUGGAAUUCUGCGAAUUAUUGUCAUUCUUAGAACUCUCUGAAUUAUCUUAUUCUCCCUAAAAUUCUUUUAUUUUUUUCUAUUCCAUGAAUUGCACAAGUUCCACGAAAUUUAAAUUGUUUUUAGAUAAUCCCAAGUAAUUAAGAGAAUUCUGAGAAAUUCCACGAAUUAAAGAAAUGUUAUAAAUUCUAUGAAUUUCAUGAAAUCUAAUUAAUUCGCUUGAAUUCUCCAUAUUCCUAAAACUCCUUGAAUUCAAAGAAU
Messenger RNA from Belonocnema kinseyi, 3973 nucleotides. RefSeq names its product carboxypeptidase M. Gene Ontology annotation, biological process: proteolysis. The coding region runs from base 306 to 1769 and encodes 487 amino acids. NCBI's taxonomy places the organism in Eukaryota, Metazoa, Arthropoda, Insecta, Hymenoptera, Cynipidae. Gene Ontology annotation, cellular component: cell surface. The transcript has 9 exons. Gene Ontology annotation, molecular function: zinc ion binding; metallocarboxypeptidase activity. The record is from RefSeq and is a predicted model, not a curated record.